Octodon degus (degu) is the source of this 211-nucleotide messenger RNA. RefSeq names its product zinc finger protein 101-like. The transcript has 3 exons. The record is from RefSeq and is a predicted model, not a curated record. Gene Ontology annotation, biological process: regulation of DNA-templated transcription. NCBI's taxonomy places the organism in Eukaryota, Metazoa, Chordata, Mammalia, Rodentia, Octodontidae. The coding region runs from base 38 to 211 and encodes 57 amino acids.
GUUUUGGAAGGAUCCUCGGAGACCCUCAAGGCACAAAAUGGAGGCAGUGACAUUUGAGGAUGUAACUGUGAACUUCACCAAGGAGGAGUGGGCUCUGCUGACUCCAUCCCAAAAGAAGCUCUACAGAGAUGUGAUGCAGGAAACAUUUAGGAAUAUGACUGCUGUAGCCAUUGUCUGGAAGCAGUUCACCAUCUCUAAUCUCUGGAAAUAG